GAAUAAUGUUUACAGUUUUGCAGCAGUAUGCGAACGAGCAUGUGUUAGUCAUUGUUUACCCGGUAGGUUCACAACGUCGUUGUACCCUUUAACAGGGCUUAUCACUGGGUCACGACUAAAAUCCGAUUAGUACCUGUGAUUCAUUACACCAAAGCGGUUUGAGUGUUGAAGAUGGCUCUGAAACGAGAGGAGAUCCUGUUGCUAUUCGACGUGGAUGGAACGCUGACGAAACCACGGGCUGUGAUCGAAAAUGAUGUCAAGGAAUUUCUCUAUAAGGAAAUUCAACCACGAGCUACGAUUGGUUUGGUUGGAGGAUCCGAUCUGGAAAAAAUGUUCGAACAGCUGAGCGGACGGGAAAUCCUGGACAAAUUCGAUUAUGUUUUUCCGGAGAACGGAUUGGUUCAAUACGAAAAAGGAGCUGAAGUCGGGAAGGUAUCUAUCAGUCAGUAUUUGGGCGAAGACGUGAUAAAAAGGUUCAUCAAUUUUGUGCUGAAAUAUUUAUCAGAACUAGACAUUCCAGUCAAACGGGGAACAUUUAUUGAAUUUCGUAACGGUAUGCUUAAUGUUAGUCCUAUAGGAAGAAACUGCUCAACAGAAGAGCGGAAACAGUUUUACGAGUAUGACAACAAAAAUCACAUCAGAAAGCAGCUGAUUGAUGUGUUGAAAAAAGAGUUCCAAGGAGUCGACCUAACCUACAGUAUUGGCGGACAGAUCAGUAUCGACGUCUUCCCGAACGGUUGGGAUAAGACGUACUGCCUUCGACAUGCGACCAAGGGCACUAACUUUAAGGAAAUUCAUUUCUUUGGAGACAAGACUGAUCCUGGCGGAAAUGAUCAUGAAAUAUUUUCGGACCCUAGGACCAUCGGACAUAAAGUUACAUCCCCAGAAGAUACCAAGCGCCAAUUAAUAGAAUUGUUUAAAACCUAAGAUUUCAUAUUGCAUCUUAAAAGCAUUUAUUGUAUAUAACAAAAAUCGAUAAAAAUUAGCACAGAGGCUAGACCUUGGGAAGCCCGAAUAAAUGCACUUUCGUAUCACAUAA
Messenger RNA from Wyeomyia smithii (pitcher-plant mosquito), 1039 nucleotides. RefSeq names its product phosphomannomutase (gene Pmm2). Lineage: Eukaryota; Metazoa; Arthropoda; Insecta; Diptera; Culicidae. The record is from RefSeq and is a predicted model, not a curated record. The coding region runs from base 172 to 927 and encodes 251 amino acids. Gene Ontology annotation, molecular function: phosphomannomutase activity. The transcript has 2 exons. Gene Ontology annotation, cellular component: cytosol. Gene Ontology annotation, biological process: mannose metabolic process; protein N-linked glycosylation; GDP-mannose biosynthetic process.